Messenger RNA from Schistocerca serialis cubense, 4281 nucleotides. Its product is annotated as E3 ubiquitin-protein ligase MYCBP2-like. The transcript has 23 exons. NCBI's taxonomy places the organism in Eukaryota, Metazoa, Arthropoda, Insecta, Orthoptera, Acrididae. The coding region runs from base 1 to 4281 and encodes 1426 amino acids. The record is from RefSeq and is a predicted model, not a curated record. Gene Ontology annotation, cellular component: nucleus.
AUGGAGCACGUUGCUGCUCGAUGCAGAGAUUUAAUAGUGGUCAGCUGUGGUCUGCACCACACAGUACUGCUGCUCUCAGGAGGUGAGGUACUGACAUUUGGCAGCAAUACCAGUGGUCAACUGGGCCUAGCAGACUUGACUCCACGAGGGGUGCCAACAAGAGUGAAGCUUCCUCACACCGCAGUCCAGGUUGCGGCAGGCAGCAGCCAUACUGUCAUUCUCUCUUCAAGAGGAGAGGUCUAUACAUUUGGUAGUUUCCAGAAAGGCCAACUUGGUCGUCCCGCUCCGCCACCAGGCCACGAAGCAGCCGGUAACAGUAGCCGAAAAGAUGGUCGUCCACCAAGAGAUGGUCCCUGGUAUUCGAUUCCAGGCCUUGUGCCAAACAUUGGGCCCCGACAUGGUCGAAGGGCAACAUGGGUUGCUGCUUCUGGGGACCAGACAUAUCUCAAAAUUGAUGAGAGCCUCAUUAAUUCCUUGAGCCUGACACGCUCUACGGUCAUGGCCAACAAGCAGAGUAUAAUUUUGCUCCCGACACAGAGUGAUCACAUAAGUUCCUUUAAGUGUUUAGUGAUCAACAAACGUGAUGGAAACUGUAGCAGUUUCAGUGGACCAGAUCAGGUGGACUUCUCCCAUACUGCAACUUGUCUUGAUCCACUGUACAAUGUGCUUUGGAGUUACCACCCAGGCAACCAAGAGCUCGCAUGUUACAACGUUGUAGCAAGUGAAGUACCACCUAUAGAGCACUCUGUACAGCCAAAUCUUUCUAUCUUGAGUCCCGAGCUGGCACUUCCUGUCAUUCCUCACUGCCACGUGACACGCUCUCAGGCCGCCUUGCAUCUUCUCGGUUGCCUCGACACACUCACGUGCCGUGCCCGUGAUCGUCAAACAGCAACAUUGUGUGAUGAGGCACAUGAAGGUCGCCAGGCAGGAAAAGUGUACAGCCGUGAGGACUUCUCAGCUGUGACACGCUUUGAAAGCCAUGGUGGUGGAUGGGGCUACUCCGGGCAUUCGAUUGAAGCUAUUCGGUUCAUGGCAGACACUGACAUCCUUCUUGGUGGCUAUGGACUUUUUGGUGGUCGAGGAGAGUAUACAGGAAAGAUUAAGUUAUUUGACAUUGGUGUUGAUGGAGGUGAGCAGGAAAUUGAUGGAGAGAUGCUAGCUGAGACAGAGGAAGUUCCUUAUGAAUGCGGUCCACGUCAGAAGUAUCCCAUGCUCUUUGAAGAACCCAUUCCCUUGCAGGCUAAUAGGUGGUAUGUAGCUUGGGCACGAGUAAGUGGACCAUCAAGUGACUGUGGUUCAAGCGGACAAGGGAUGGUAACAACAGAAGACCAGGUAGUUUUUUACUUUAAAUCAUCAAAAAAAUCAAACAAUGGAACAGAUGUUAAUGCAGGGCAGAUUCCACAGCUCCUGUACCGUAUUGUUACACCUGAAAAUCAAGCACCAAACCGCCAGCUGGACCAGUCAGAACCUGUAUAUAUACUGAGUAGAGAAUUCUCUCAUUCCGUGUCAAGGGAAUGCUUCCAGUCACUCCUGGCUCUUCUACAGUGGAGCUGGAAUACUUUCAAAGCUGCUGUCAUGGACAUCACUCAUUUGAAUGGCACGACAUCAGGACAGCUAGCAGCGAUGCUGGAUUUAGAAAAGCUCAUGUAUAUCAGCAGGGCAACACUUAGACUUCUGCGUACAUAUACAAAUGAGAUAUACCCAAAUCAAGUUGGUUCAAAGAAACUUCAAACUGAAUCAGUUCGUUUGGCAGAAUGUAUUGGGGAUGUAAGAGCACUGUUGAGGCAGAUUCUAUCAGAUCACUUGCCUAGUUUUCACAUUCCACGAAAAAGUGGGAAAGUACGGAAUCAGAAAGGCUCAACUCCCUACAUGAAAAUGACAACGAGUAUAUUACAGGAGUGCCAUCAGACAUUUGUCUCUUGUUUUCAUGCAUUUUAUCCCACAGCUUAUUUGAAGUGGACUUCUCUGUGUGAUCUCUUAGCAAGUAUGGAUAAGGCUCCUGGAGAAAUUACAGCCAAUUUGGAUCAGUUGUUAAGUGCGGUAUUAGCUGCACUGUGUAGUCCAACUGUUCGACUGCGUUCAACAUUUCCUAUAUUAUGUGGCACCCUGGAUGCAUCUGAUGUGUGUCUCAGACGACAGCUUAGUCCCUCUGACAAUACAGGUUUACCAAUGGUUCCCAGUAUUGAUGGACACCAUUAUCCUAUACUUGUAGAACAAAUGAGCUACAGGAGUCAGCUGGAAGGCAGUUGCAUAGUAAAUAACUGGGUCUUCAGAGAUGUUCUUGACAGGUUACUGGAUUUAGUCACUAUUCCUGUAAAGCAAGCACUGUGCCAGGAGAGAGUGACUCGCUCCCAAGAACUAAUAAAGAAUUGCUGUCACCUUCUGGCACGUAUAAUUGCAGAGUUGGCAUCUCAGUCAAGUGGAACAGAUGAGGACAUACAGGGGGCAUGUGGAAGAGUUCUUCACACAUUGCCAUCUCGGUUCACCCGCACCAAUCAAAGCCGUACAUGGAACACAGGAAAUGGGUCUCCUGAUGCCAUUUGCUUUUCUGUUGACAGACCUGGUAUAGUCAUUGCAGGUGUCUGUGUUUAUGGAGGUGCUGGCACUUAUGAAUAUGAACUGGAACUUUUAGAUGAUCAAAAUAGUGUUGGCAAUGAUCCAUCACAUACACAACGAUGGAACAGUCUGGAAAUGGCACGUGGGACAUUUGGUCCAGAUGAUUGUGUAGCUGAUGUAGCAGAAAUUAAGUUUGACAAACCAGUGCCCAUAAAGGAGAAUGUAAAGUAUGCAAUUCGACUGAGAAAUCAUGGAGGACGUACAAGCAAUGGUGAUGGUGGCCUAAGUUCUGUAAAAGGACCAGAUGGGACUAUAUUCAUGUUCUCUACUUGUUCCCUCAGUUUCAAUGGAACAACACAGUCAAGAGGUCAGAUCCCUCAAAUAUUAUAUUACAGCAAUCCGUUGGACAGGGAGAGUCAACAGACCAGCAAAGCUUGGGCAGAACUUCAAGCUUGUAAAUGCACACUGUCAAUGUCAGCAGCCAUAGUUCAGCGCUGUAAUGACUUGAUGGCUCUUGGCAGAGAGAGAGCUGAAGAUGUGCUUGCUACUGAAGUUCUUGGUAACGCGUGCAUUGUCACUACACUUCUGCCACUUAUGCUGGCACAUAUCAGCCCUUUAGCUACUCUUGAUCCAAGGAGUGCUGUUCAAGUGUUGAGUCUUAUCCAAGAACUGUUGCCUCAUGUCUCGGCACUUAAUUUAAUGAGUUCUGGUAUGCACCAUUCAACUGGUUCUAUAGAAAGCACAGGCCCUGAUUCACAAGGUUAUUGUCCUUCUUCAUCUAUUAAUACAACGUCACACCAUUACGCUUGGGUUGAAAGUGAGCAUCCCUACAAACCAGCUACUGUAUCCAAUUACAGAGUGUCAUUUCCAGAAUGCGUGAAGUGGCUUUGCAUUGAAUUUGACCCACAGUGUGGUACAGCACAAGUGGAGGAUUCGCUACAGUUGUUCAUUCCUAGCAUUGGCGGUGGUAGGGGUAGUGGUGGAGCUCACUUACCUGGCAGGGGCUGUAUAACUUCACCCCUCUCCCCUUCCGGAGAUGAACCUGACAAUGAGACAACGCCAGUUCCAUACUGGCCAAUUCUCCACAGAUUCAGCAGAGGCAGUGCAAAUUGGCCACAGACAGCUAUUGUGCUUCCAGGAAAUGAAGUUAUAUUUUCUUUGGAAACAGCAUCUGAUUAUGUCAAAGAUGAAAAAGCCUGUUACUAUGGAUUUCGUUGUCUAGUAAUUGGUUAUGAGUGGCAUGUUAUCCCAGGAGAUGGUCUGAAACACCUUGAAACAGAACUUGCAUUUCUAGGUGGGAUGUGUGCAGCUUCACUUAUGAAAAAAGAUUUGCUUCUGCCUCCUACGUCUGUUGAAGAAAUGAAUGAAGAUUUGGAGUCAGUGGAAGAAUUUGCUCAGCAAGUCUACAACAGCAAUUCUGCUCUACUUGGCAAAGGCUUUGCCCUUGCUAGCCCACCUACAAUUGCCCAAGCACUUGAAGGAAUUCUUCCAUUCAGGCCACCAGUGCCAAUGAAGUGUAAUUUAUUGAAUUUCAAAAUGGAGAAGUGUUUCCUACAGCAACCAUCUCUGCAUAAGAGAAAACUGACAAAUAGCUGUGGGAAAGCGAAAAUCAGGAAUUUAGACUGUAGAAACUAUCCUAGUCUAAAGCCAUACACUGCUAUGCUGCUCUGGCCCCAUAUCAAGAUAGGGUCUCUCAAAAGUUUUAAAUUGGUGCAGUUAAGAUAA